CCAACUAUUUCCCCCUUUCUGGAGUUAGCGUUCUGCGCGAGGAGUGAAUCAAAAGCCGCCGUCGCCAUGGUGAAGUUUCUAAAGCCCAACAAAGCCGUCAUCGUCCUUCAGGGCCGAUACGCCGGUCGCAAAGCCGUGAUCGUACGAUCCUUAGACGAAGGCACACGUGACCGCCCCUACGGCCACUGUUUGGUUGCAGGGAUAAAAAAGUACCCGAGCAAGGUCAUCCGCAAGGACUCCGCCAAGAAAACUGCCAAGAAAUUGCGCGUCAAGUGCUUCGUCAAGCUCGUGAAUUAUCAGCACCUGAUGCCCACGCGCUACACCCUCGACGUGGACUUGAAAGACGCGGUCUCCGUCGAUGCGCUUCAGACGAAGGAUAAGAAAGUGGCUGCGUGCAAGGCCACCAAACAGAGGUUCGAAGAGAGGUUCAAGACUGGAAAAAACAGGUGGUUCUUUACGAAGCUUAGAUUUUAAGUGUUUGGAUCAAUCUCUAUAUAAUAUUAAAACAUUAUGGAUUUUGAGAUCGGAUCUGAAUCUUUUUGGAUGACAUAACGUGAUUUGCUCA
Molecule: messenger RNA, 565 nt
Organism: Hibiscus syriacus
Lineage: Eukaryota; Viridiplantae; Streptophyta; Magnoliopsida; Malvales; Malvaceae
Product: 60S ribosomal protein L27-3-like
Exons: 1
Coding region: 67-474 (135 amino acids)
Biological process (GO): translation
Cellular component (GO): ribosome; cytosolic large ribosomal subunit
Molecular function (GO): structural constituent of ribosome
Source: RefSeq, a predicted model, not a curated record